UUAAGUAGAAAGGGGCAGCUAGCCCUAACAACGCGCCGCCGUCUGUGUCUUAGUCUGGCUCUCAGGGAUCGCCUCUCUCUCUUCUUCCUUCAUCACCACCAGCCUGUCACAGCGUCACUUAUCUCCCUCUCAUUCUCACACAGUCGGCCUCUCGAACUCGAAGGCUGAAGCCUCACUCUACAGUCUCCCCGGCGGCACGGACCACCCUCCACUCGGCCACUACAGGCUUCUAGCCGUCUCCUCAGUCCUCAGUUGGUCAGUCCUCAAUCUGCUCGUGGUCUCCUCUCUCCAUCGACUUGGACUGAGUCUCUCCUCAGUGAAUCUCCAUCAAGUUUUUGGAGAUUCAGUUUCUGCACUUCAAUUCGUGUUUUUCUUAGGGUUUCUUCCGGCGUUUGCUUCAAUUUCAGAAAGGACUCGCAAUUUCCCUAUUCCUUCCUUCGAUUCACCAUUUCUCGCUCUCAAUUCUCUCAUGACCCUCGCUCUGCUCUUCGUGGCUUCCUUUACGAAGGAGCGUGAGGGAUAGACCAUGCCUCGUAAAACUAGUUGCAGAGCUUCAAAGAAGCCUGGAAAUGACUCAAAUUUAACCUUUCCUUCUUCUGAAAAAGACUGCUAUGAAGGAGAGCGUCUCACCAAUCUGUUGCAGUUGAUUCAUAGGGAGAUCGGAUCAGCAAGAACAGCUGAUGGAAAUUCUUUACCAGAGAAAAUAUGGUUAAAGCAAAAAUUUUCUGUGGGCGUCAAUGAUGUAACUCGUGUUCUUGAGCGCAUGCCACCUUGCACUGAAUCACGAAGCUCUUCUCAGCUCUCUCCUUUAAUCAGCUGCAACAAUAGAACAUCUUCAGUCAAACUUCAGGUUGUGCUAGUAGCUUCUGACUGUAACCCGCGAUGGCUGAUAAAACAUUUGCCAAGCUUGGCUUCUUCAAGGAAAGUGCCCCUGAUCUUCGUUAGAGAUAACAAGAAAGGUUCUUUGAGAUUAGGCGAACUUGUGAAUCUGAGAACUGCUAUUGCUGUUGGUAUUAAGGCAAGAGAAAACAGGAUCAACAAACUCUUGGAGAAAAUCAUUCAACAGGAUGGAGUUGAACCUGAUUGUCCAAAAUCAGCUGAAACAUCUGAUGCACGUGAUGUCCAAGAGCCUGACGUAAAAGUUGACAUGCCUUAGACCCAGCCGAAUUCAUGUUCAGAGAAUCAAAUUUGUCUACGUUUUAGUCAGUAAAUUUUUUUUUUUUUGGGGGGGGGGGGGAGGGGUUCCAACCGGAGUUGUAGAUUGUGGUGCAAGUGGCCUUUUCUUUUCGUUGUUUUAAAUUAAAUGGCAGAAAGCUUUGUAUAUUGAGAUGGGCCCCAAAACGGACUCCAUUUUUAAGCAUUUUUAUAAUCUCUUUAUAUGCUA
This is a messenger RNA of Neltuma alba, 1384 nucleotides long. RefSeq lists its product as uncharacterized. The coding region runs from base 527 to 1156 and encodes 209 amino acids. NCBI's taxonomy places the organism in Eukaryota, Viridiplantae, Streptophyta, Magnoliopsida, Fabales, Fabaceae. The transcript is spliced from 7 exons. The record is from RefSeq and is a predicted model, not a curated record.